ACGCGGAAGUGAAGCGAGCAGUUGCGUUCCGGCCAACAACAACAAGACGAACACAAGUCCGUCCAUUCGUCGUGUGUUUUGGGCUUUUUGUGCUCGGUGGGAAGCUUGCGGACGCCAUGGCGGCACCGGCCCAGCUCAAAGCCGUCCAGCACCACCUGCGCACCGCGCAGGAGCACGACAAGCGGGACCCUGUGGUUGCUUACUACUGCCGCCUGUAUGCCAUGCAGACUGGAAUGAAGUUGGACAGCAAAACUCCAGAGUGCCGCAAGUUCCUGGUCAAGCUCAUGGACCAGCUCGAGUCGAUGAAGAUGGAGUUGAGCGACAAUGAUUCCAUCACUCAGGAGGUGGUCGGCAACGCCCACAUCGAAAACUACGCCCUAAAAAUGUUUCUCUACGCCGACAACGAGGACCGUGCGGGACGAUUCCACAAGAACAUGAUCAAGUCCUUCUACACAUCCAGCCUGCUGCUGGAUGUCCUUUCGGUCUUUGGAGAGCUGUCCGACGAGAACAUCCAACACAGAAAGUACGCCCGCUGGAAGGCCUCGUACAUCCACAACUGUCUGAAGAGCGGCGAGACGCCUGAGGCCGGACCCAUCGGCAUGGACCUUGACCAGGAAGCAGAUGGAGAUGGAGAUGAAGGUUUUUCAGGCUGCGCCAUUACGCAGGGCGGCUCCUUCCGGGGAGUGGGCGGGGCUUUCUCUCAGGACCCUGGUUCGGGCGGUACUGCAGUGUCGGGCAUCGGCUUCACAGGUGGCACUGAGUCUGUACUGUCGGGUCCCCCCUCCAAUUUGGGCAACGUGCACAUUCCUCCCGGAGCGCAUGCCCCCGCCAACACGCCAGCAGAUGCCGUCAAGCCGGUGCCGAUGCCCAGGACUUCCAGCGUCGUCGACCCGGCCCUCGUGCACAGCCAGCAGCAAGGAGAUGUCCACUUGUCCGCCGAAGACUUCACCAAGGCCCAGAAGUACUGCAAGUACGCUGGCAGCGCCCUCCAGUACGAGGACGUUUCCACGGCCGUCAGCAACCUCCAGAAGGCCCUCAAACUGCUCACCACUGGACAAGAAUGACUCCUUUGUCGUCCUGCUGCGGCCGCCUGCUAAGUCUAUCUGCACCAUCUCGUCAGCUCAAUGCACGCACACGCCGGCUGGCCGCCAGGAGCCCUGAUGGAGACGAGAGCCUAACAAUGGCUGCCUAUGUGCGUCUUUACUCGAUUAUGAAACGAGACGACGACGUUCCCUGGAAACGUGAACACGACAUCAACGCAGCACACGGUGCUUCUUGCCUGCAAGGGGCAUUGUGUCGUCUCGUCUUCUCUGACUUGAUCCUAAGUUUUUGUGUGUUUUGUACACACACGGCACGCAACACAUAACAGUUGUGUGUGUACACAACACUGCACACAACAGUGAUGUUAGCAAGCAUUCUAGCUGCAUUUCUUGUACUUAUUUCAUGCUAACUACUUGCUAGAGUUGCUACCAAUUUUUUUGUUUUUGUUUUUGUUUUUUCCCCCCCAGAGAUUUUCAUGAGGAAAAUUCACGAUGCUCCAAAUAAAUCUGAUUGACUUGUU
This is a messenger RNA of Phycodurus eques (leafy seadragon), 1561 nucleotides long. RefSeq names its product vesicle (multivesicular body) trafficking 1 (gene vta1). NCBI's taxonomy places the organism in Eukaryota, Metazoa, Chordata, Actinopteri, Syngnathiformes, Syngnathidae. The record is from RefSeq and is a predicted model, not a curated record. The coding region runs from base 117 to 1064 and encodes 315 amino acids. Gene Ontology annotation, cellular component: multivesicular body. Gene Ontology annotation, biological process: late endosome to vacuole transport via multivesicular body sorting pathway. The transcript is spliced from 8 exons.